CAUCUUUUGUCUUUUCACUUAUGAUACAUGAAAGGUGAACUAUAAGGGCACUCACCCCAUCCUCUGUCUCAACUCUCCCCAGUCCCCGCCAUGGAAAAAAAUACUCGUAUCAAUUUCUCUCCAGUCCAUUGUGCUUCCAAUUUAGCAGAAUCCGAGGAUCAGAAGAAGAGAAAAGCAGAGGGGGAAAUGGAGGACGGCGAAAAUGGUAGGAAGCAUCCGACGUAUCGGGGAGUCCGGAGACGUCAGUGGGGGAAAUGGGUGUCUGAGAUUAGAGAACCAAGGAAGAUAUCAAGAAUAUGGCUCGGAACAUUUCCUACCGCUGAAAUGGCAGCUCGAGCUCACGACGUGGCGGCUCUGGCUAUCAAAGGUCGCUCGGCUUUCCUCAAUUUCCCCGAACUGGCUCCCGAGCUUCCUCGUCCGGCUUCCGCUUCCAGGAAAGAUAUCCAAGCCGCCGCCGCCAAAGCCGCCGCCAUGAAUUUCAAGAUAAGCAAUAAUGAAUCCGAAACCGAAGCUGAUCAAGGCGACCUGAUCACUGCUCUUCACUCCCCUGCUUCUACUACUUCUUCUGAUCAUGACACACAAGAAUUGUUAAGCUCAUCAUCACCAUCAGCGAAAAAUGACGAUGCAUUUAUCGACUUACCGGAUCUUUUUAGUGAUCAAAUUAACGCCUUUCGGGGUUCACAGUCAUUGAAAUUAUCAGAAGUCGAGUCGGAUUGUGCAGAAUUUCAGUACCAGGAGCCUAUUUUGUGGGAGUGCUAUUAGAAAUUGUUUAUACUUUCUUUUCUGUAUUUUUUGAUAAAAAUAUCAAGCGAGUCGGUGUGGGUUUUGAUUCGGUAAUGUUGUUAUCGACAAGGGUGGUGCGUGGUUACCCUUUCUCACCCCAACAUGCUCCUUGUUUAGGUAACAUGGGUGUCUCUAGUCUCCACCCACCCUUCAUGGUGAUAAAGACAUAAUGUAUAUAUAUAUGUUUUAUGUAUAUUUGUAUAUACAACAAUAAAAAUGUUAGAAUCAAUGUAUA
Tripterygium wilfordii is the source of this 1018-nucleotide messenger RNA. RefSeq names its product ethylene-responsive transcription factor ERF039-like. Gene Ontology annotation, biological process: regulation of DNA-templated transcription. Bases 91 to 762 code for a protein of 223 amino acids. Gene Ontology annotation, molecular function: DNA binding; DNA-binding transcription factor activity. The record is from RefSeq and is a predicted model, not a curated record. Lineage: Eukaryota; Viridiplantae; Streptophyta; Magnoliopsida; Celastrales; Celastraceae. The transcript has a single exon.